AUGCUGGGCCCGGGCGGCGGGGAGCGGGCGGGGGCCUCUUCGGCGGCGCCUCUGCCGCUGCUGCACCCUCGCACGGGGCGGCUGGUGACGGUGUCUCGGGGCGGGCGCAGCGCCGCCCGCUCGCAGCCCGGCCAGGAGUUCAACCACGGGCUCGUCCUCAGCAGGGAGCCCCUCGCCCCGGGCGCCGUCUUCACCGUCCGCAUCGACAGGAAGGUUAAUUCCUGGAGCGGCUCCAUCGAGAUUGGCGUGACGGCCUUGGACCCGAACCACCUCGACUUCCCCAGCAGCGCCACGGGCCUCAAGGGCGGCUCCUGGAUCAUUUCGGGCUGCUCGGUGCUGCGGGACGGGCGCUCUAUUCUGGAGGAGUAUGGGCAGGACCUGGACCAGCUGGGCGAGGGCGACCGCGUGGGGAUCCAGCGCACAGCCAACGGGGAGCUGCGCCUCUGGGUCAACGGGCAGGACUGCGGCGUGGCCGCCACCGGCAUCCCCCUUCACGUCUGGGCCGUGGUGGACCUGUACGGCAAGUGCACCCAGAUCACGGUGGUGCCCAGCAGCCCCGAGGAGGCGGAUGAGGCCGUCGCGCACGAUGAAGCUUUGGACCUGCCUUGCAACCAGAACCGGCCGGAUAAAUUUCCCAACAGCCUGGAGUCGGAGAACGGGUUCUCCAGCAUGGAGCUGUCGGAGGUCGUGAGCAACGCCAUCCUCUCGGCCUACAACGGCAGCCUGCUGAACGUCAGCCUGGGCAGCCCCCCCUCGGACUCUGCCUCCUGCGGAGCCCCCCCUAUGACCUCGAACGACGCCCUCCUCUUCCACGAAAAGUGCGGCACCCUCAUCAAGCUCAGCAACAACAACAAGACGGCCGAGCGGAGGCGCCCGCUGGACGAGUUCAACAACGGCGUCGUCAUGACCAACCGUCCGCUGCGGGACAAUGAGAUGUUUGAGAUCCGAAUCGACAAGCUGGUGGACAAGUGGUCGGGAUCCAUUGAAAUCGGGGUCACUACCCACAAUCCCAACAACCUGGAGUACCCAGCCACCAUGACCAACCUGCGUUCAGGAACCAUCAUGAUGAGCGGCUGUGGCAUCCUGACCAAUGGGAAGGGGACGCGGCGAGAGUACUGCGAGUUCAGCCUGGAUGAGCUGCAGGAAGGAGACCACAUCGGCUUGACCAGGAAGUCCAACAAUGCUCUUCACUUUUACAUCAACGGCAUCGAUCAAGGCGUGGCGACCACCCUCACUCCGCUUGUGGUCUAUGGUGUGGUGGACCUCUACGGCAUGGCUGUGAAGGUCACCAUCGUGCACAACCACAACCACAGCGACCGCCUCCGGCGCAACAACGCCAUCAUGAGGGCUCUCUCGCCAGACGUCGGGCGGCGUGCCAUCGAUGCCGCGGGGAGCGAGCCCGAGCCGGAGCGCCUCCUCUUCCACCCGAAUUGCGGGCAGAAGGCCGCCAUCAUCAACGAGGGACGAACCGCCCUGCGCCCCCACGCCACGGACGAUUUCAACCACGGCGUGGUCCUCAGCAACCGGCCGCUGCGCAACGGCGAGGUCUUCCAGGUGCGCAUCGACAAGAUGGUGGACAAGUGGGCCGGCUCCAUCGAGAUUGGCGUCACCACCCACAACCCCACUUACCUGCAGCUGCCGUCCACCAUGACCAACCUGCGAUCAGGUACCUGGAUGAUGACGGGGAACGGGGUGAUGCACAAUGGAACAACCAUCUUGGACGAAUACGGCCACAACCUGGACCGCUUGAAGGCAGGAGACACUGUGGGCGUCGUGCGCAAGGAAGACGGGACACUGCACUUCUUCGUCAACGGGGUGGCGCAGGGCCCUGCCGCAUGGAAUGUCCCGCCCAACAUCUACGCCGUGGUGGACCUGUAUGGGCAGGCAGCUCAGGCUACCAUUGUGGAUGACACAGAUCUCCUUCCGCUCCCUGACGACCUAUCGGAAGGCAACAACCAGCUGUCUCCCAGCAGCCCGUCCUCAGUGGCCUCCGGGAGUGACCUGCGUUUCCACCACCUGCACGGCAACAACGCUGUCAUCACCAACGGCGGGCGCACGGCGCUGCGGCAGAACUGCCGCAGCGAGUUCAACGACGCCAUCGUCAUCUCAAAUCGGCCCCUCCGAGACGGGGAGCUCUUUGAGAUCGUCAUUCAGAAGAUGGUGGAUCGCUGGUCUGGCUCCAUCGAAGCAGGGGUCACUGCCAUCCGCCCAGAGGACCUGGAGUUCCCAAACACGAUGACCGAUAUCGAUUACGACACGUGGAUGCUAAGCGGCACAGCCAUUAUGCAGGACGGGAACACCAUGCGCAACAAUUACGGCUGCGACCUGGACUCCCUGACCACCGGGUCGCGCAUUGGAAUGAUGCGCACGGCCAAGGGAGACCUGCACUACUUCAUCAACGGCGUUGACCAGGGGGUGGCCUGCUCAGGGCUGCCGCCAGGGAAGGAGGUCUACGCCGUGGUUGAUCUGUACGGCCAGUGCGUCCAGGUGUCGAUCACCAGUGCCACGGGGCCCAUGGACAACAGCCUGUCCACCAGCAACAUCACUGAGAAGUCGUUCCCCAUCCACUCGCCAGUCCCCGGCGUCGCCCACCGUUUCCACAGCAGCUGCGGCAAGAACGUGGCCUUUCAGGACGACGGCUGCCGGGCCGUGCGGGUGGCUGGCUAUUGCCACGGCAUCGUCUUCAGCAUGAAGGAACUGAAGACGGAUGAGAUCUUUGAGGUGAAGAUUGACGAGCUGGACGAGAAGUGGGCGGGCUCUGUCCACGUGGGCCUGACCACCCUGCUGCCCUUGGACGCUCCUUACACGGUGGCGGGGCUGCCGUCGUCCCUCCUGGACCUCCGCUCCAAGGUGACCUGGCUGGUGACGGGCUCCGAGGUGCGUCGGAACGGCAUCCUCCAGAAACAGAACUACGGGUGCUCUCUGGAGCGCCUUGGGGUGGGGAGUCGUGUGGGGGUGAAGCGCUGCACCGACGACACCAUGCACAUCCUCAUCGACGGAGAGGACAUGGGGCCAGCAGCAGCUGGAGUGGCCAAGAACGUUUACGUCGUGCUCGAUCUCUACGGGAGAGUCACAUCCGUCUCCAUCGUCAGCUCCACCAUGCUGGAAGAGGCAGACGGCACCAAGCCCCCCUCUGUCACGUCAGAGCCCUACAGCGAAGAGGAAGAGGAGGAGGAAGCAGCCACCCCCUGCGAGAACGAAGCCCCAGCGGCCACGUCCUCCAUGGAGUUCCUGGAGAACCACGGCAAGAAUAUCCUCCUCUCCAACAACAACCUGACGGCCACGCGCGUCUCCAGCUACAACCAGGGCAUCGUGGUCGUGGCCCAGCCUCUGCCGCCGCAGCAGCUCUUCCAGUUCCAGAUAGACUCCUUGAAUCAGCAGUGGACGUCAUCGCUCUCCUUGGGCGUCAUUGGCAGUUCUCCCGAGCGCCUCAAUUUCCCCGCCACGGCCUGCUCCCUCAAGCGCUCCACCUGGCUACUGCAACGCGAUUCGGUCUUCCACAACUCCCUCAAGAUCUGUGAGAACUACGGCCCCAACCUGGACACCUGCCCUGAGGGGACGGUGCUGGGCCUCCUGGUGGAUUCGAGCGGCUGCCUCCAUCUCUACGUCAACGGCAUGGACCAGGGGGUGGCCGCGCAGGACAUCUUGAACCCCUGCUACGUCCUCAUCGACCUCUAUGGGCAGUGCGAGCAGGUUACCAUCGUGACAAACGACACUCCAGCCGUGGGCGCGGAGGGGGCUGACUCCCACAACCAGGGCGGCAUGGAGAAGGCAGACAUGGUGGACGGUAUCAAGGAGAGUGUCUGCUGGACUCCCCCCGUAGACCUGAACACCAUGAAGACCUGUGAAUACCACGCCCUCUGUGCCCGCUUCAAAGACCUCCUGCUGCUGCCUGACGACUACUUCGUGGAAGACCCCAAGUUCAGCCUCUGCUACUGCGAGUCGUGUCACAAGCUCCGGGGCGACGAGGCCUACUACAAGCGGGGGGAGCCUCCCCGGGACUACGCUCUGCCUUUCGGGUGGUGCCGUUUUAACCUCAGGGUGAAUCCCCGGUUGGAGGUGGGCAGUACCUGUAAGAAAUGGCACAUGGCCUAUCACGGGACGAGCAUCGGAUCCGUCCGGCGCAUGCUGGAUCAAGGAGAGCUGGUGCCAGGAAGCACGUCGAUCCUGAGCUGCCGCCCGGUCAAGGCGGACCCGCAAGGCGGCAACGGCGGAGGUGGCGGCGGCGUGGGGGGCGGGGGCGGCAGCGGGGGGUACCACGAGCCCGAGGAGAACAGCUCCCAAGGGCGCGAGGAUCCUCAGCGCGUCCUGCUGUCUCCCACGCUGCGCUACGCCGGACUGGAGCCUUUCGCCACCAAAGUGCAAUUCAAAGACCCAAAGUCCCACCGGCAGCACUCGGCCCAGGUGGCCUUCCAGGUGUGCGUCCGCCCCGGGUCCUACAAAGUCUGCGCCCAGUCGCUGGCGGCCCCCGAACCCCUGGACCCCCGCUUCAGCAGCGCCGACAUCGAGUGGGUCACCAAGGAGAAAGGUGCUACCGUCCUCUACGGGCUCCUCGUCCGCGUGGAAUGAGGACCGCCUCCCGCCCAGGAGCGCUGAUGAUGACGACGCCACGGCGUUCGGCGGGGAAGAGCGGCGGGGGUAGCGGCUGUUGCCAAAAAACAAAACCCCCGACCCCCUGCUACGCACAGACUGGGGGGGGGGACGACGACAGCUACGGCGAUCGACAGGCACAAGAGACUGCCCCCCCUCCUGUGGGGCAGAGGACGGCGUCGCCCCCCUGUGGCCACAGACAGCUGCUUCUUCUACCCCCCUAAUUUUUCCUUUUUUUGCACAGAGACAAGCUAAACUUGGGGGGUUGGGAUGUUUGGGGAGUGUUGAGUUGAGCCUUGUAUUUAAGAGCAUGAGGGGAGGGGGUUUUUGGGGUAAGCGGGGCAGGGGAAUUAGCUGCCACAAAAGGACUUUUGGGGUGUGGGGGCUCUUUCUGGAACGCCCAGGGGUUUCUAUACCGGCAAAAUUCACCCUUUUCCUCCCUCCCUUCCAAACUCGCCCUCCCCUGCAGUGUUGAGUCUGUUCAUUGGGAAAGGAUAGGAAGUGAGGGGGGGUUGGGGGGGUGAUAUUGGCCCCCUCUCUUUUUCUUCGACGGCUGCAUUGCGACAGGAUCGGACAUUUCAGGAGGGGCGGCGUGAAGGGGGCAGAGAGUAGGGUUGACCCAGCCGCUGCCCCCUCCUUGGAAGAGAAAGCAGAGGUGCAGAUUCGCACUCGCCCCCGAAGCGUGGGUCUCUUUGCUCCUUAGUACGCAUGCGUGUUUUUAAUGGGGGUCCUUCUUUUUCAUCCUCCCCGCCACCACCCUCUUUCUUCAGCCUUCUGCACCAACUCUGUACCGCCCCAAAGAAGGUCGUGGAAGAAGGUGUGGAAUGGUGUGUGUGUGUGUGUUUAAUUAACGCAGCCUGUGAACAAGCACUUAACCCCGUGGAAGGUUUCAAGGGUGGGUUCCGGGGGGGGGGGGAGAGACAUGGAUUUCUCAAAUUUCACGCCUAGCUUCUCGAACUCAACACCCGUGCCACGAUUUCCCUCCAGUUAUUCCCACCUAAGAGAAGAGACACGGAUUUCUCAAAUUUCACACCCAGCUUCUCGAACUUGCCACCCGUACCACGAUUUCUCUCCAGAGAAGACUCCGGUGAUUCCUCCUCUCUUCCGACACCCCUGUUCCUUGUACAACAAGCACAUCGCCCUCUCCCCCCCCCCAAAAUUAAAUUUCCUUUCUCUUUUUAUCCUGAAGGAGCCCGGCACGCAUUUCUCAAGUGUGUGUUAACACCCAUUUUCCCUUCUCAAGCGGAUAAUUCCCCCCCCCUCUCCUCUCCCUUCCCUUAUUUAUUUAAAACCUUGUGUUGGUUGUCAAAUUAAAAUUUAAAAAAAAAAAUGUGAAUUUUCUUGAGGGGCGAAAGGGUACAUGGCUUUUAAUGCCCACCCCGUCCCCCUUUGAUUUAUAUAUAUUUUAAAUGGUAUUUAUGCUGCUUUUUCACUUUAUUUGUUGGAAAAUGACAUGCAUUGGGGUGUUUUGUUUUUUUUACCUCUGUAAAAAAACUUCGUUUCCUUUUUUUUUUUUGAACAAAAGUUUCAAAGGUUGUACAGUGCGUUUCUCCCCAACUUCCUUGCAAGGGUUUAUAAACCAGGAUUCAGCUGG
Podarcis raffonei (Aeolian wall lizard) is the source of this 6184-nucleotide messenger RNA. RefSeq names its product neuralized E3 ubiquitin protein ligase 4 (gene NEURL4). NCBI's taxonomy places the organism in Eukaryota, Metazoa, Chordata, Lepidosauria, Squamata, Lacertidae. The record is from RefSeq and is a predicted model, not a curated record. The coding region runs from base 1 to 4569 and encodes 1522 amino acids. The transcript has 29 exons. Gene Ontology annotation, molecular function: ubiquitin protein ligase activity.